Messenger RNA from Tribolium castaneum (red flour beetle), 2602 nucleotides. RefSeq names its product bloated tubules (gene Blot). Gene Ontology annotation, biological process: sodium ion transmembrane transport. The record is from RefSeq and is marked provisional. Gene Ontology annotation, cellular component: plasma membrane. Lineage: Eukaryota; Metazoa; Arthropoda; Insecta; Coleoptera; Tenebrionidae.
AUGCGUGAAAAGUGGGAAAAGUGCAGCACCUCGUCAGAAAUGGCCGAUGGACAACCGGUCCCGCAAAAGAUUAGUUUCAUCUACGAACCCACGUACAAGAAACCAAAACUUUUGUUAAAAUCGCCAUCAGUGCGUGCGCUAAGAAAUUACAACAACUUAUCGAUUGUUGACAAUUCUCAAAAUACUUACGACAACUUGAAUUUUAUCCCCGAGAGUGGAAAUGUUGACUUUAAUACCUAUGAAGAAGCUUACACUUCGACGAUAAGAUCAAACGACUCUAAACAGAGCAUUUUUCCGAAUACUUACGACUUGUACGAUUAUACGACUUUAGGAUCGUCUUCAGUCCGAACAAAUGUUUCAAAUAAUGGGUCCGAAUUGGGUUCGGAGAAAAACGAAAUGGGUUCGACAACAAAGUUGGUUACAACCAAAAUGGAAAUGUCUUGCCAAUCAUGGUUUUCUCGUCUGGAGACAGUACUUUGUACCAUUUCGCUAGCUGCUGGUUUUGGAAACUUGUAUCGACUACCUCAGACAGCUUUAUUACAAGGGGGAUUGCCCUUUCUGCUGGCAUACGUCAUCCUGGUAAUACUUGUAGGACUUCCUUUACUCUUUUUAGAAUUAGGGAUAGGACAAUUGGCACAGGAAGGGUUUAUCAAAUCGUGGAGGGCUGUACCGUUUUUCAGAGGUAUAGGAUAUGUCAAAUUAAUUGCGGGAUGUUUACUCAGCAUUUAUUAUCCUUUGUACAUGGGACUGUCACUUUAUUACAUAAUUUGGAUUUCAGCAACAUCGGUUCCAUUCAAACAGUGCGCAAAUGUUAAAAUGAAAAAGACUGGUUAUUCUGCAGAUGGGCAGGACGGACAACAAUGUUUGAGAAAAACAUUUCUAGAAUCUCCCUUCAACGAUCUACACUGGUACGGGAUUUUUGCCGGUAUUUUAUUCGUAAUUUGGGUCAUAGUCAUAGUUUUAUCGAUUCGAAGGACUAAAAGUUUCAUAAGAUCCAUAUCAUUACUGUUGUUUCCGCUUCUGGGAUGUAUAAUUGCUCUCACAGUCAAAGCAGUUUUUACAGAAGAUCAUUUCCAAAGUUUAGAAAAGUUGGGACAAAACAUCGAUUGGUCCAUUCUACAAAAUUCUUACAUUUGGUAUUAUGCUGCCCUCCAAGUGUUUUUCUCCACCAACGUGGGGUUUGGCACGUUUAUCACAAAUGCCGGAAUCAUCUACAACAAAGUCAAUCCUCUAUUGAUUGCCUUGGGUUUUAUUACCGUAAAUCUCGUUUUCGGUGUUGGUUCUGUGAUAAUUUGCUACAUUUUUGCCGGCGAAUUGGACACAAUUCGUAACCCGGGAGACGUCUCCGAGAUUCACCUUCUUGCCCUUAUGUACACCAUAACAGUCAAGAGUGAUCAAGAGAUCAAGAUCAAGAGUGAAGAGAGAAACGAGGCGAAAAUUUGGGCUAUUGUUGCCUAUGCGGCGAUUUUAUUGGCUGGUUUUAUAAGCAUGGCAACCAUCACUUACACUUUGCUGAAGGCAAUAACAGUGGAAAACCGGAGACGGCUAAAAUGGUGGCAAACCAGCAUUGUUUUAAGUUUUGUGGGUUUGGUUUUGGGUUGUGGUGUUCUCCUGGAGCCCGAUUUUCGAAUUGUGCGUCUCUUGGACCACUAUUUGGUCGGGAAUUUUAUCUUGAUUUCGGUCAUCAUUGAAGUGUUUGCACUUAUCGCAUUUUAUGGUACUGAAAGGAUCAAAUCCGAUUUUGAAUUCAUGUUGGGGCAUAUUUUAUCGAACGUUUGGUUGAUUCUUUGGUGGUUACUUCCUUUGCUGUUGACUGGAAUUUUCGCAUGGGCUUUGAUUACCAUACCAGAGGAUGAAUUUGUUGAGGACCCAGAAUGGUUGUAUGCUACUGGAUGGGCUGUUGUUCUCACUGCUGCCAUAUUUAUUCUAGUGAUUGGAAUUUAUACAGUCACUAAAAUGGACGGUUACACCGUGAUAGAUAAAUUCAAGGCUUCGCUCAAACCGUCGAAUAAAUGGGGCCCUAAAGACCCCAUUUUGCGACACACUUGGAUGCAGUGGAACAGUAAGGCAAAACAAGGCGAGAGAGAUUUUACAUUGAAGCGACGUGGUACUGGAGGAUACACUCGUUCGGUGAAGAGGAACGCGAAAAAGGCAACUCAGAAUCGAACCAGUAAUUCGAGUACAGAGUAUGUGGAGCCAUACUAUUUACAAAAUGAGCAAAAUCCUACGCAAAAUGGCGUUAAGCCAUUACGUGUGACUUCAAUUGUUGAUUCGUUGGACCCUCCAAGUCCGGUUAUAACAGUGAAUAUACGAAAUACGUACAGUAAUAACGGGUUUAAGACGAGUAUUAAUCCGUUGUCGAGGACUAGUGCUCACGAAAUUCAAGAUAGUUCCAAUUCUGGAGAAGGGUAUGGCACCUUUAGGAAGGGGCCGUAUGUUAUUCCAGAGACUAAUAUAACGCAUGUUUGUCACAGGAGGUUUAGUGAAAGCGAAGAUGCCACGGAGCUGUAAUUUUUCCUAAUACCUAGUUGCUAGAUAUUACGUAGGUACUCAUUGUUAUUUAUUUUAUUACAGUUUUUUUUAAUAAAGUGUUAAAAUUGUG